AUGACGCUUGCUGAGAAGACCAAUCUCACAGCCGGCAGUGGAAUCUUCAUGGGAAGAUGCGUGGGAAAUACAGGCAGCGCAUUGAGAGUCGGCAUCCCUCAACUGUGCUUGCAAGAUGGGCCUCUAGGUGUAAGGAACACGGACCAUAAUACUGCAUUUCCUGCCGGAAUUACCGUUGGAGCCACAUGGGACAAGGAUCUUCUUUACCGCCGUGGAGUUGCGAUCGGUGAAGAGUUCCGUGGCAAGGGAGUCAACGUACACCUCGGACCUUCAGUCGGACCCCUAGGUCGCAAACCACGUGGCGGUAGAAACUGGGAAGGUUUUGGUUCAGAUCCUGUUCUUCAGGCGUUUGGCGGAGCUCUUUCCAUUGAAGGCAUUCAGAGCACUGGUGUCAUAGCCACAAUCAAGCAUCUGAUUGCGAACGAACAGGAAGAGUACCGCAUGUACAACCUGGUCAAACCUGGUAUCUCUUCCAAUCUGGACGAUCGCACUCUUCAUGAGCUCUAUCUUUGGCCGUUCGCUGAGGGUAAGUCGGGCCUUGCCUUCUACAAUGACUUGGAAUACGUACCGUUGGCUGACUUUGAAAAGGCCUACUUGAUCAACGGCAUCCUGAAGGACGAGCUUGGCUUCCAAGGCUUUGUCAUGUCUGACUGGUUGGCUCAAAUCUCCGGCGUUCCUUCAGCUCUCGCGGGUUUGGACAUGUCGAUGCCUGGCGACAUCCACACCAUUCCUCUUUUCGGAAACUCUUACUGGAUGUACGAGCAGACACGUUCAGUUCUCAACGGGUCUCUGCCGUUGGACCGCUUGAAUGAUGCAGUGACACGAAUUCUUGCUGCCUACUUCAAGAUGGGCCAGGACCAGGGGUACCCACGACCAAACUUCGAUACUAACACUCAAAAUGCCGAAGGCCCUCUCUACCCUGGCGCUCUCAUCUCACCCCAAGGUGUUGUCAACGAGUUCGUGGAUGUUCAGGCCAAUCAUGCAGAGGUCGCUCGUGAAGUAGCUCGCGAUGCCAUCACGCUCUUGAAGAACCAGGAUGGAUUGUUGCCUCUGUCUCUCAAUGGCACCCUGAAGAUAUUUGGCACCGAUGCUGAGAAGAACCCUGAUGGAAUCAACUCGUGUGCGGACCAAGGCUGCAACAAGGGCACGUUGGGAAUGGGAUGGGGCUCCGGCUCGGCGAGAUACCCUUAUAUGAACAGCCCAAUUGAUGGCUUCAAGACUCGCGGGGCCAACUACCAGUUCUUCAACACGGAUGCUUUUCCAGGAAACUCGAAUCCAUCACCGAACGACACUGCAGUUGUCUUCGUUACCGCUGAUUCUGGUGAGAACUACAUUACCGUAGAGAACAACCCCGGAGACCGGACCUCUUCGAACCUCAACUUGUGGCACAACGGUGACAAACUCAUCAAGGACGUAGCUGCCAAAUAUUCCAACGUUGUGGUCGUAGUACAUACCGUUGGCCCAAUCCUCAUGGAUCAAUGGCACGACCUGCCUUCCGUCAAAGCAGUCCUGUUCGCUCACCUGCCUGGUCAAGAAGCCGGAGACUCGCUAAUGCAAGUCCUCUUCGGGGACAUCUCUCCAUCCGGUCAUUUACCGUACACUCUACCAAACUCCGAGGAUGACUACCCAGAAUCUUUGAGUCUCGUCGGAUAUCAGAUUGGGCAGCCACAGGAUACCUUUACAGAGGGCCUGUACAUUGACUAUCGUCACUUCCACAAAGCCAACAUUACACCCCGCUAUGCUUUUGGUCACGGUCUCAGCUACACCACGUUCUCUUUUUCCAACGCGACCAUUACGCCAGUGACUCCGCUUACAGCGACGCCUCCAGCUCGUCCCGCGAAAGGCGAAACACCCACCUAUUCCACUGCCAUUCCUCCAGCUUCAGAGGCAUACUGGCCAGAAAACUUCAACCGCAUCUGGCGAUACCUCUACUCCUGGCUCGAGAAGAACGAUGCCGACGCUGCAGCUAAGAUCGGCAACUCGACGACCAAGUAUCCAUACCCAGCCGGUUACUCGAACGAGCAGAAAGUUGGUCCUGUAGCUGGUGGCGCACAAGGCGGAAACCCCGCAUUAUUCGACACGGCAUUCGACAUCACCGUCAGCGUAACCAACACAGGUAACCGGAUGGGUAAAGCCGUCGCACAACUCUACAUCCAGUUUCCGAGUGAAGUCACUAUUGACACACCUGUUAUCCAACUCCGGGAUUUUGAAAAGACGAGGGAGUUGGAGGCUGGAGCUAGUCAGACGCUGAGCAUGAGAGUGACACGUAAGGAUCUCAGUGUUUGGGAUGUUGUAUCACAGAACUGGGUUGUUCCUGCUGUGGAUGGAGACUAUGGGGUUUGGAUUGGUAGUGCGUCAGAUGAUUUGCAUGUGAGAUGUGGGACGGCGAGUGGAAGCUGUGAGGAGGAUCAGGAGAGUCCCGUGUAG
This is a messenger RNA of Alternaria postmessia, 2427 nucleotides long. RefSeq lists its product as uncharacterized. NCBI's taxonomy places the organism in Eukaryota, Fungi, Ascomycota, Dothideomycetes, Pleosporales, Pleosporaceae. The transcript is spliced from 2 exons. The coding region runs from base 1 to 2427 and encodes 808 amino acids. Gene Ontology annotation, biological process: glucan catabolic process. Gene Ontology annotation, molecular function: beta-glucosidase activity. The record is from RefSeq and is a predicted model, not a curated record.